Messenger RNA from Diplodia corticola, 417 nucleotides. RefSeq names its product prefoldin subunit 4. The coding region runs from base 1 to 417 and encodes 138 amino acids. Lineage: Eukaryota; Fungi; Ascomycota; Dothideomycetes; Botryosphaeriales; Botryosphaeriaceae. The transcript has 3 exons. Gene Ontology annotation, cellular component: prefoldin complex; cytoplasm. Gene Ontology annotation, biological process: protein folding. The record is from RefSeq and is a predicted model, not a curated record.
AUGGCUAAUGCCGACGAAACACAGCUUUCGCGCGAAGACGAAGCCUCGGCUGGCGAGGAGGUGCAGGUGCGGCGCGAGGACCAGGACAAGAUCAAUCGGUUCAGCCGGCUGCACCAGCGCGAGAAGGUGCUGGAGGAGGAGCUGAAGGCGAAACAGAAGGACAAGGAAGAUUUGGAGGAAGUGUCGAAUGAGCUGGAGCUCGUGGAUGAGGAGGACAAGGUGCCGUACAAGGUCGGAGAUUCGUUCAUGGCGCUGCCGCAGCCGGAGGUGCUGGAGCUGCUGACGGACUCGACUGAGAGGAUCGACAAGGAUGUCACCAAGCUGGAAGAGCAGCUGAGCGGGGUGCGCGACGAGAUGGAGGAGCUCAAGGUCGCCCUGUACGCGCGCUUCGGCCGCAGCAUCAACCUCGAGACGUAG